UGUUUACAAGAUGGUAGAUGAGGAUAUUUGGUUCCGACCUGCAACGAAACGUCUCAUGACUCCCUAACGUUGUCACGCUGGAGCCCUGUUAACGUGUCGUGAACAAACCGAGGCUAUUUUAAACGGAGCGACAGGAACCUGGAUGAUCUGAAUGUCGCUAAAACAGCUGCUCUCAGACUGACGGAAGGAGAUUUUUUUUUUCUUUUUUUUUUUUGUGCACCGUCACUGACAGAGACGGGACUAUCCUCUCAAUCACAGGUCGGUACGCGAAGCUGUCCGAGACGUGACUCUGGAUUUAGCUUCAUUUCGCACCGUGUCCGUUUCGCUAGCUUGUUUGUGAGUUUCACCGGACGCCGGCCAGAGGCGGUGAGAGCGGGGAGGCGCCUGGACCAUCCUUUGGGCCUGCAGGAGGAUACCUGAAUCCAGCCGAAUGAACAGAGCGACUGCAAAGCAUCUAAUUGAGCGCUACUUUCGGCAGUUAACUGAAGGCUGUGGAAAUGGCAACUGCACGAAUGAGUUUUGCGCAUCAUGUUGUGAAUUUCAACCAUUGGAUAAAAAUUCCGCAGCCGCCAAAGCGCUUGAGCUGUUUAAGAUUAAUGCCAAACUCUGUCCUCACCCCUCCAAAAAAGAAUCUAACACCCCCCAUCCAGACUCCAGUGCUGACCAAAACACUCAGCUGGACAGUAAGAUGAGUGAUGUGGACCUUUGUCCUGCCAAGGAGAACUUCUCAGAUGUUCAUUACCUCACAGAGAACACUGUGUGUAUGAUCCUGAGUUUCUGCGAGGAGGAAGGGGACUACUCUGCUCUCAUCCGCAUCAUUGGCAGGGUUUUCUCUAAUGCAGAAGCCCUGAUGAAGAGUUUUAGGAAGGAUGAUCCGAACACUUCUGUAAACCUGGACUCUUUUACACCAGCAGAUGGGGACAAAAAUGAGAAGCAGAGUGAGCAAAGCUUGGAGAAGAUGGGUGCUUCCUCUGCAGCUGCCUUACCAGAUGAGUCUCCUAAUGAAAUAUUCAACCCGUCUGACGUUACUUUGGACAUCGACGCUGUGAGGAGAGUCUAUGACAGACUUCUAACCAUCAAAGAAGUUGAGCCAGCACUUGUGAAUGCACUCGUUUACCUCACCCCAAAUAUGGAACUUGACCUGGAAUACCUUGAUGUGUACGAAACAAACCCAGAUUACCUGAAUAUCUUUAUCAUCGUGAUGGAGAAUAGUAACCUUCACAGUCCAGAGUACCUUGAAGUGGCGUUGCCACAGUUCUGCAAGGCAAUGAGCAAACUGCCGGUGACUGCACUAGCAAGACUGGCAAAGCUCUGGUCAGUGUACGGUCUCCCACACAUCCGCCGUAUGAUGGAGACCUUCCAGCAGCUUAUCACUUUCACAGUCGUCAGCAAUGAAUAUGACGCUGAAAAUCUGGUAAAUGAUGACGAGACUGUGGUGGCUGCAACACAGUGUUUAAAGGUUGUCUUCUAUGCAAGUAUACUCGGUGGUGAUGUGGAUGUCGAGCACAAUGAGGAGGAUGAGGAUGACUCAGAGUCUGAUGAGCUCACCCUGCAUGAGCUGCUAGGUGAGGAGCGCCUCUAUAAGAAGGGUCCUCGGAUCGAUCCUCUGGAGAAAGAACUGGGAGUUCGGCCUAUAGAUGGCAUAAGACCCCUCAUCCCCUUUGAGGAUUUUAUUAACGAGUCACUGAACGACGUAGUGGAGAUGGACAAAGAUUUCACCUUCUUCAAGGUCAAUGCUGAAACUAAGUUUUCUUUUCAGAGCUGCCCCUUCAUCCUCAGUGUCAUCACCAAGAACCAAGGACUUUACUAUGACAACAGGAUAAGGAUGUACAGUGAGCGACGCCUCACCGCCCUCUACAGCAUGGUUCAGGGCCAGCAGCCCAACCCCUAUCUCAAGCUCAAAGUUCGCAGAGAUCACAUCAUUGAUGACGCCCUCGUCAGGCUGGAGAUGAUCUCCAUGGAGAACCCAUCCGACCUGAAGAAGCAGCUGUUUGUUGAGUUUGAGGGGGAGCAAGGUGUAGAUGAAGGAGGGGUUUCAAAGGAGUUCUUUCAGUUGGUCUUGGAGGAAAUUUUCAAUCUCGACAUAGGAAUGUUCACCUUCGACAACGACACAACAUUUUUCUGGUUUAAUUCAUCCUCACUUGAGAAUGAAGCUCAGUACACUCUUAUCGGAAUCGUCCUGGGGCUCGCCAUUUACAACAACUGCAUCCUGGACGUCCAUUUCCCUAUGGUCGUCUACAGGAAACUCAUGGGCAAGAAAGGGACCUACUUGGACCUGUCAGACUCACAUCCAGUUCUCUACCAAAGUCUGAAGGGAUUGCUUGAAUAUUCUGGCAAUGUGGAGGAAGACAUGACGCUCACCUUCCAGAUAUCACACACAGACCUUUUUGGAAACCCAAUACUAUAUGACCUGAAGGAGCAUGGAGACCAGAUCCCUGUUACUAAGGAGAAUAGACAGGAAUUCGUGGAUCUGUAUGCCGAAUACAUACUGAACAAGAGUGUGGAGAGACAAUUCAGAGCCUUCAAAAAAGGUUUCCUAAUGGUCACAAAUGAGUCCCCACUGAAAUAUUUGUUUAGACCAGAGGAAGUAGAGCUGCUUAUCUGUGGAAGCAGGAAACUUGACUUUGAAGCACUUGAAAAGACCACAGAAUAUGAUGGAGGUUAUAGCAAAGAUAGUCAAGUUAUCAAAGAUUUCUGGGAAACGAUUCACUCAUUUGGAGAGGAGCAGAAGAGGUUGUUUCUUCAGUUUACCACCGGCACAGACAGAGCACCAGUUGGCGGGCUCGGCAAAUUAAAAAUGAUCAUCGCUAAGAACGGCUCAGACACAGACAGGCUACCAACCUCUCACACCUGCUUUAACGCACUGCUGCUCCCAGAAUACUCCACCAAAGAAAAACUGAAAGAAAGACUCCUCAAGGCCAUCACUUACGCCAAAGGAUUUGGGAUGCUGUGACAGAUCCACAAGGAAAAGUUUUCUGGCUGCAUUAUAACAGAAAAAAGGGAGUCUCACAAAAAAAAAGAGGGAAAUGCCAUGAAACAAAACGCUGCAGGAACCCUGUGCCUAACCAGCCUCUACCAGUCAAGCUCCAUUGUCAGCCUUUCACUCUGAGGCCUCACUUCCUUUGAGAGUCAGUUUCAUAUACAUUAGGUUUCCCUAAAAUUGCAACAUAGCACUAAUAGAAGUUCUUUUUUCAUGUGUGUUUUGUUUCUGAGCAAACUAUUAACAAAAUAUUUAAUUUGUGAAACUGUGAAAGUGCACUUAUACACAGGAUUUUAGUGAUUAUACUCUAUUUAUUGAUUUAGUUUGACUUGUCUCAUAUUUUUGCAGUUCUUCAUAAUGUAGCAGUAUCAGCCCUCAGGUCAUCUUCCUACAACUGAGUGGACUGGGCAUAAUGGUGCUCCUUGGUUAUGAUUGAGGUGAAGCCUUUUAUAUUACUGCUAAUCCAGAUAGCCUCACGGACAAGCUUAUAUUUGAACUAUUUCCUAUCAGUGUGAGAACAAACUCACCUCUAACCUAAAGGUUAUUUUAAAGAAUUUCUGUGUUGCGCCUCUUGUGUUACAUUUUAAAUGAAUACUGUGUGUUGUGAAACAGUGAACCUGCGCAGAAAGUUUGGUUUCGAUAGCUCGCAGGUUUUCAGAUGUUUUUACUGACUGGUCGGUUAAGAAUUUCACAUCCUGAAAAGGUUUUUCUCUUCUCUUGGUUUGUUUGCUGUAAAGUGUUACUGAUUGCACAACGGUAAGUGCGGUCGCCAAAUGUGCAAUGCCUGUAUGAGGAAAGAGUCACAUGAAUUGUUUUUAUUUGGCCAAAUAUCUCAGGUACAUGAGGAAUGUGCAGAUAAUGUGAAACUCUUAUGUAAAGCAACAAUUUUGCAAGGCCAAUAAAGGUGGGAAAAAACCUAUAACUUAGUAGAAAUUCUUUCAAUGCAAAUUUAAGACAAACAACUCUGAGUUAUAUAGAUAACUCAGAGCUCCUGUAGUAAAUAUUUUUAUAUUAGCAAUGCAUCACAUGACUAUGCUAAAUGUGAAAGGGGUUAUUCUUAGUCACAAACCCAAAGAAAAUUAUCACCGAACUCUGCAGUUGCCCUCAUCUCUACAGAGCUUUCAAAUCAUUGUUAUGAUUUUCUGGCUCACAACUUAAUUGUUUGGAUUAACCCUCACCACUCUCAUGGUGUAGUUUGCAGUGGCAUCAGGCAGCAAAAAAGCUCUGGAAACCCACUGUACACUGCCUGCUCAGCACCAAAGAGCAGAACGAACAAGUUUAGGGACUAGCUGAUGGACAUAGUGGAGCAUUUGGCAGCUAAAACGCCAGACAUUUCCCUCAGGAGUUGGUAGAAAUCAAAGCAGAGCUAAAAGGAAAAGGAUAUUGGGCUUGGUCAGCUGGCCAGAAACACGUCUCCAAGUGAAUACUUAUGUUGCUUCAUAUCUGCUGGAUGUGUACAUAGGCAGCUGUUUGCUGACAAGUUCACCGUAUCAACUUAAAAAAGGGGAUAAUGUGUCAGUGCUGUGUUUACAGCUGGUUUUCCGCUGCUCUCAAAUGCCCCCUAAAAAAAUCAAUGAUUGCGCAAUUCAAGGCCCUGAAAAGCUAUUCCUCAAUCAGCUUCUUACUUUGACAAAUGAGGUCUUACAUAAACACAACAUUUUCUGCCAAAGUUAGAACUUUUUUUUUUUCCUUCCCGUUGCAAGAUAUCUGUACUUGGGCGGGGCUCAGUUGGAAAAAGGGGGAUUUAGCAGCACCUGAAUCUGAUGGCAGUUGGUGGUUUGUUUGGCCGCCAUGCAUUCAAAUCUGGUCAAACCUCACCCACACACUCCGAAUGAAGCAGAUUAACCGAGUUUUUGUGUUUUUAGCUCUUAAUAAAUAAUGAGGGUUUUUUUUUAAACUUUGUUGUUUAUUCAGCUAUGCACAUUUGAUGUUACAUUAAAAUACUUAAGAUUUGAAGCCGAGUGGUCUGGGGCUUUAAAGUCAGUAAAGACGGUUUAAUGAGCCUACCUGGGAAACAAGAUGUCUUAAUGCUCACACUGCUGCAGACAAAAUCUUUUACCUGCAAAAUGACAACAUAAACAGUAUGUCCUUUAUGUUAUAUUAACA
This is a messenger RNA of Xiphias gladius (swordfish), 5086 nucleotides long. It is a transcript of the gene ube3a, whose product is annotated as ubiquitin protein ligase E3A. NCBI's taxonomy places the organism in Eukaryota, Metazoa, Chordata, Actinopteri, Istiophoriformes, Xiphiidae. Gene Ontology annotation, molecular function: ubiquitin protein ligase activity. Bases 431 to 2953 code for a protein of 840 amino acids. Gene Ontology annotation, biological process: protein polyubiquitination. The record is from RefSeq and is a predicted model, not a curated record. The transcript is spliced from 11 exons.